Tetrahymena thermophila SB210 is the source of this 2076-nucleotide messenger RNA. RefSeq lists its product as hypothetical. The transcript is spliced from 8 exons. Lineage: Eukaryota; Ciliophora; Oligohymenophorea; Hymenostomatida; Tetrahymenidae. The record is from RefSeq and is a predicted model, not a curated record.
AUGAAUAGGACUUAGUCACAAAUAAUAUACCCUUAAGAUGCCAUGCCAAAGAAAUUGCUUGGCACUAAUAACUUUUAGUUUAAGCUAAAUUAAGUUUAUUCCUAAUUGGUGAUUCUGAAUUAGUCUUCGAUAUUAGAAGGAUCAAAGAUACCAAACAUUCCUCUUAAUUAAAUAACAUUAGAAAAUAGCAAGUCGUAGGGUAAUCUAUACACUUACCAGAAUAAUUACAACACAAGCAUUAAUCAAUCAAUGCCUCUAAAUUAAAACCUUAACAUGAGCUAAUUCAACUUGAAAGAUUCCUUAUUAAAUCCAAGCUCAACUAAAAGCAAUCAAUCGUUGUUUUAGAGCUACGAAUAUUCAGUAAAACACUUUGGAUUAUUAUGUGAUAGGACGUUUAUUGAGAAUUCAAAAGCAUUUAAGAGCUAGAAAUAUGGUGCAAAAAGAAAUCCUAGAGGAAUAAAGCUCGAGCCAUUAGAAUAGCAGCAAAUACAUAAUAUAGAUUUAAAUAAGCAUAGCAAAAUUUUAUCAAAAUAAAAGUCCUUUCUUCCUUAUUCUUAGAUUUCAGAUUGGGAUAUGAGAAUGUAUAUUAAGAAAUCUAUCGAUUACAAAGGACGCUUGAUAACAAUUUCUUUAAACAGUAUUGAGAUAGUAGCUCAAGAAUAGCUAAAAAGCUCUGAAGAGGAAAUGCAAUCAGAACAAGAAGAACAAAUUAACUAAAACUCUUAAAACAAAAAAGGCUCUAAAAAAAUUCUCAACCAUAUGCUCAAUUUCAGUAUUCUAGAAUACUUAAUUUAAUAUAAGCAAGAGCAGAUAUAAGAGUUUUUUGAAAAAUAUAUGAAGAUAGUUUCAUAUAAAUAGGAAGAUGAUUAAGAUAAUUUAAUUGAUAUACCUAGAUUAGAAUUUGAUUUUGAGCAAUUUGAGACUAACACUUAAAUCGAUUCUAAGAAUACUGAAUUUUAAAAUGAAAUUUAUCCAGAAAGUACUGAGAUUACAAGCAGCGAAAUAGAAAAUGUUGUUUAUUAAGUGAAUUAUCCUUACAUAGAAAUACUAGACUAGUAAUUGAAUUACAAAAAGCAAAUUUAUUUAUCAAGAGAGCAAUUGAGAGAGCUUUUAUUUAACAAAUUCUCUAAUUUGGAAAACUAUAUGCAAUAGUAUUAAGAGGAUAUUAAAGAAUUAUAUCCUGAAGAGUAAGAAAAAAACGAACAAGAAUAAUAAGAAUAAACUGAAGAAUAAGAAUAAAAAGAAGAGAACCAACCUGCAUCAAAACCACCCUCAUAAUAGCAAAUAGAAAAUCAAGUAUAUUUUUUAGGAUCCUAACAACCAAAAAGUGUGGAAAAUAAAAGAUAAUCAACGAAGCAAAGCCAUUAAAAUUCACAAAAUUAACUUGAAUAAAGUAGAAAUAAUUAAACUAGUGAUUUAGUUACAAACUUAGCUCGACUUUCCCUUACUCAGUUGGAAGAAAAGAAACAAAUCAGUUUCACAAUUAAAGAUUCUGAUGAGGAAAAAUCAGUCUUUGAACUUUUGGGUAAAAAAUAUUAUAAAGAACUUGUUAAUUAAGAAGAGUACAUAAUAAUAUCAUUCUUCCCAUCAAAAGUUACUCUUAAAUAAUAAAAUGUUGAAUUUGCUUAGUAAAUCACUCAUAAUUUAACAUUCUUAGAUUUUUAUGAACUUAUUGCUCUAACUACUCAUUAUGACUUGCUAAAUUAUAUAAUAAGCAAAAUAAGAUUUUCUGGUGAAAGGAAAUCGAGCAGCCAACCAAAUACAGAUGAUGAAGGCGAUAGCUUAAAGAAAAGACCUAGCUUUUUAAAGAAAGUUGACUUACAACUCCCCAAAUAUGAAUUUGAUCCUAAAAAUUUUAUAAUUUUAAAUCAAGAAAAUGAAGUAAAUGGUCUACUCAAGGAAAACCUAGGAAUAGUUACUUUAGACAACAAAAAAUAUUCAAUCAAAAUAAGUCCUCCAAUUUUCGAAAUCAACUAUUCACUAGAAAAUAGAAGAGAAGUGCAAAUUGCAACUAUACAGCAACUUAAUGAAAUAAUAAAAAGAGGUUUUAACUUUAGAUUUUAAGUUACUCCAUGA